AGCCAUCAUCUCUCGCUACAAUUUCCCUGCACUCAAAUUAAUCUCGGACGAUGAAAAAUGAACCUCUCCCCCACCCUUGCAGCCACCCUUCGCUUCACGCCCCCAGAGAAGAGUUUCUCCAACCGACAACUGGUGAAGGCUUUUUUCCAAGUCACAUGAUCCAGGAUGCAGGGGGAGAAUCCUCCUUGGAACAGAGCUGAGGGCAGAAUCGAAUCAGAUGGGGGAGAUAAGGUGUGAUGUGGGGCAGACUAUAUAAAGCAUGGAGCCAGGGCUGCAGCAAGCAAGCAGCCGCGGGGCCCCUUCCCCUGACCCAGCCAUGCAGAUACCACCCGAAUCGGUGGCGAGUCCCUGGAGAAGCACGAGGCCCUGGAGAACCACAAACCACAGCUACUUCUACCUCAGCACCACCGCACUGGUGUGCCUCGUUGUGGCAAUGGCGAUCAUCCUGGUGGUGGUAGUUCAGAAGAAGGACUCUACUCCCAGAACAAGUGACAAGGUUGCCCUUAAAGGAGGAAAUUUUUCAGAGGACCUCUUAUAUACCCUGAAAAGAACUCCAUUCAAGAAGUCAUGGGCCUACCUCCAAGUGUCAAAACAUCUCAACAAUACCAAACUGUCAUGGAACCAAGAUGGUAUCAUCCAUGGAGUUGGAUACCAGGAUGGGAACCUGGUAAUCCAGUUCCCAGGCUGGUACUUCAUCAUUUGUCAACUGCAGUUUUUCGUGCAGUGCUCAAAUCAUUCUGUGGACCUGACUUUGAGGCUCCUCAUCAAUACUAAGGUCAAGAAGCAGGCACUGGUAACAGUGUGCAAGUCUGGAAUUCAAACCAAGAACAUCUACCAAAAUCUCUCUCAGUUCUUGCUGUAUUACUUACAGGUCAACUCUACCAUAUCAGUCAUGGUGGAUAAUUUCCAGUAUGUGGAUACAAACACAUUUCCUCUUGAAAAUGUGCUGUCUGUCUUCUUAUAUAGUAGUUCAGACUGAAUAGUUGCUCUAGACCUUUACAUAGAAAAAUGCUAUCUACCACACAGUACUUCAUCCUUCCAAACUUGGGCAAAAGGGAAAUGUUAGGACAAC
Messenger RNA from Phodopus roborovskii (desert hamster), 1072 nucleotides. It is a transcript of the gene Tnfsf8, whose product is annotated as TNF superfamily member 8. Bases 260 to 979 code for a protein of 239 amino acids. The record is from RefSeq and is a predicted model, not a curated record. The transcript has 4 exons. NCBI's taxonomy places the organism in Eukaryota, Metazoa, Chordata, Mammalia, Rodentia, Cricetidae. Gene Ontology annotation, biological process: CD8-positive, alpha-beta T cell differentiation; immune response. Gene Ontology annotation, molecular function: tumor necrosis factor receptor binding. Gene Ontology annotation, cellular component: membrane.